Molecule: messenger RNA, 1164 nt
Organism: Zonotrichia albicollis (white-throated sparrow)
Lineage: Eukaryota; Metazoa; Chordata; Aves; Passeriformes; Passerellidae
Gene: AQP10
Product: aquaporin 10
Biological process (GO): glycerol transmembrane transport; water transport
Cellular component (GO): basolateral plasma membrane; plasma membrane
Molecular function (GO): urea transmembrane transporter activity; glycerol channel activity; water channel activity
Source: RefSeq, a predicted model, not a curated record
CCACCUCCCUGCCAGUCCCUGUCUGGUGUCCAAGUAUUGGGGAGCAAAACCAGGGGAGCAGCACCAGCACAGCCCCUGCCUUGCUGCCCUGCAGUAUCAGCACUGGGAGGGUCUCAGCACGAGGCCACCAGGACUGAGGUGGGGCUCCCUCUUCUCCAGACAAUCACCCUGGCCAGCUCUGCACAGAAGAUUGCCUUCUAUGAGACCAAGGGGAAUAUCAUGACCAGCUACCUGGGAGGUGCCCUGGGUGUCAUGGGAGGCAUCUACACGGCAGGGGGAAUCUCUGGGGCCCACAUGAACCCGGCGUUCUCCUUAGCCAUGUGCCUGAUAGAGCAGUUCCCCUGGUGGAAGUUUCCCAUCUUUGUGGCUGUGCAGAUUGUGGGAUCUUUCAUAGCUGCUGGAGCUGUUUACGUCGUCUACUAUGAUGCCAUCUGGCACCAUAGCAAUGGGACCCUUACUGUCACUGGCCCCCAAGAAACUGCCUCUAUCUUCGCCACUUACCCUGCUGACUUUGUGUCUAUUGGCAAUGGCUUCUUGGACCAGGUGAUCGGCACAGGGGUGCUGAUAAUUGUUGUCAUGGGCAUCAUGGACCCCCGCAACAAGCCUGUCCCCAAGGGCCUGGAACCAGUGGUUGUGGCUCUCUUGGUGCUCUCCAUCGAGUGCUCCAUGGGGGCCAACUGUGGCUGCCCCCUGAACCCUGCUCGGGACAUCGGGCCCCGGCUCUUCACCUAUCUGGCAGGCUGGGGCCCAGAGGUCUUCAGCAGGGGCAAUGGUUGGUGGUGGGUGCCACUGGUGGCACCGCUGCUGGGCGCCGCCGUGGGCACGUACCUGUACCAGCUCUUCGUGGCUUUCCACUACCCGGAGGAGAAGAGCGAGGCCCUGGCAGAGCAGGGCUCCAUUGUUCUGGUCAACACCGCCAUCAGCAGCGCAGACAUUGGGAGGUCACCCAAGGAAAGGGACUCUGGGGAGACAGAGCCUGCCGGGUAUCCCCCACCACAGAGCCCCAGCAGCACAGUGUCCCCCACAGUCCCUAUCACAACAUUAAAAGAGUCCUGAGAGCACGGGGUGUCUUGUCUGUGGACAUGGGGUGCAGGGAUGUGGUGGAAGGCCAGCCAGGCCUGGCUGCAGGGGGACACGAGCUGCUGGUAUGGGGUUGGAGAGCAC